AUGGGGCUUAUUUCAUAUGAAAAUGAGACGAUAAACAAGGUGAAAAAGGCAGAUGGCCACCACGUCAGCAAAUUUGUGACUAGUUACUAUGGAUCUUCAUCAUCGUCAUGGCAGUCGGGAAGAUGGAUUUUGUUUGUACUGUUCGUUGCCGCUAUAGUCCUUAUAUUACUGUCCACUUUUUUAGCUAAUAGAAGAAGACAAAGGAUGGGACGUGCUCCUAUUAGAGGUACAGCAUGGUUGACGCCGCCCUCAUACAGGCAGUCCCAGCAACAAUAUACUGGCACUGUUCAGCAGCGGACAGACGAUUAUGUUCCUGAAUAUACAGAAACAGCAAACGAACAUGAUUUGGGUUACUAUGAUGAGCGGGGCGAAUUUCACCCCAACGACAAGGCCGCAUACGUGGCCCCCCCGCCAUUGGUACAAGAAUGUUCAUCAGAAUCUGUUAAUUCUUUGGAAAGACCACCCGCCGCUGUGGUUCAUCGAACUAACUCUUCAGAUAUGGAUUACGAUUUAACAAGACCGAACAAUGAGCGAGUUGCAGCUGUUGGUGACACGGCAGAGCAACUGGAAAGGUUUCCGGGCGCAAGUGGAACGCAGGAAAUUAAUCCGCCGGAGAGGGCAAAGGUAAACGCAAGGUCAUGA
Saccharomyces paradoxus is the source of this 642-nucleotide messenger RNA. RefSeq names its product Rcr1p (gene RCR1). The transcript has a single exon. The record is from RefSeq and is a predicted model, not a curated record. Bases 1 to 642 code for a protein of 213 amino acids. Gene Ontology annotation, biological process: vesicle-mediated transport. NCBI's taxonomy places the organism in Eukaryota, Fungi, Ascomycota, Saccharomycetes, Saccharomycetales, Saccharomycetaceae. Gene Ontology annotation, cellular component: intracellular membrane-bounded organelle.